This is a messenger RNA of Trichomycterus rosablanca, 2252 nucleotides long. Its product is annotated as NADH-ubiquinone oxidoreductase chain 1-like. Gene Ontology annotation, cellular component: membrane. Gene Ontology annotation, biological process: aerobic respiration. Gene Ontology annotation, molecular function: NADH dehydrogenase activity. The record is from RefSeq and is a predicted model, not a curated record. Lineage: Eukaryota; Metazoa; Chordata; Actinopteri; Siluriformes; Trichomycteridae. The transcript has a single exon.
AUCCUUCCCUUAGUUAUGCUAAUCUUAUUAACACAUGUAAUCAACCCACUAGCCUACAUCGUCCCCGUCCUACUAGCAGUAGCUUUCCUAACUCUCAUCGAACGAAAAGUCCUAGGAUAUAUACAACUACGAAAAGGUCCAAACAUUGUAGGACCCUAUGGACUUCUACAGCCUAUCGCAGAUGGAGUUAAACUAUUCAUUAAAGAACCAAUCCGCCCUUCCACCUCUUCCCCCUUUUUAUUUUUAGCCACACCAAUAUUGGCUUUAACCCUUGCUCUUACCCUUUGAGCACCAAUGCCAAUCCCUUAUCCAGUAAUUGACCUAAACCUAGGCAUCCUAUUUAUCCUCGCCAUCUCCAGCCUUGCUGUUUACUCUAUUCUAGGCUCAGGAUGAGCAUCCAAUUCCAAAUACGCACUAAUUGGAGCCCUACGGGCCGUAGCCCAAACCAUCUCAUAUGAAGUAAGCCUAGGCCUAAUCCUACUAUCAAUCAUCGUACUCACAGGAGGCUUCACACUACAAAUAUUCAACACCACCCAAGAAGCCACCUGACUUCUACUACCAGCCUGGCCACUAGCCGCUAUAUGAUACAUCUCCACCCUAGCAGAGACUAACCGAGCCCCUUUUGACCUCACAGAAGGAGAGUCAGAACUAGUUUCAGGCUUUAAUGUAGAAUAUGCUGGAGGGCCUUUCGCACUGUUUUUCCUAGCCGAAUAUGCCAACAUCCUACUAAUAAACACUCUUUCAGCCAUCUUAUUCUUAGGGGCAUCCCACAUCCCAACAAUACCAGAACUGACUUCUACUAACAUUAUAACAAAAGCUGCCCUUCUAUCCAUAUUAUUCCUGUGAGUCCGGGCCUCUUAUCCGCGAUUCCGAUAUGACCAGCUUAUACAUCUCGUAUGAAAAAAUUUCCUGCCCCUCACACUGGCGCUAAUUCUACUACAUGUUGCCCUACCAAUCGCAUUCGCAGGACUCCCCCCUCAACUAUAGCACUAUAAGGAGCUGUGCCUGAAUGCCAAAGGACCACUUUGAUAGAGUGACUUAUGGAGGCUAAAAUCCUCCCGGCUCCUUAGAAAGAAAGGACUCGAACCCAUAUUCUGGAGAUCAAAACUCCAAGUGUUUCCACUACACCACUUUCUAGUAAGAUCAGCUAAAUUAAGCUUUUGGGCCCAUACCCCAAAAAUGUAGGUUAAACUCCUUCUCUUACUAAUGAACCCUUACAUUCUAGCAAUCUUCCUUUCAAGUUUAGGCCUUGGCACAACCCUCACCUUUGCCAGCUCCCACUGACUGCUAGCCUGAAUAGGACUUGAAAUCAAUACCCUAGCCAUCCUUCCCCUCAUAGCCCAACAACAUCACCCCCGAGCAGUAGAAGCCACAACCAAAUAUUUCCUUGCCCAAGCAACCGCAGCAGCAACCAUUCUAUUUGCAAGCACCACAAAUGCCUGAAUUAUAGGAGAAUGAAAUAUUAACCAUCUCUCUCACCCUAUCGCAGUUACAAUUGUUACAAUAGCCCUAGCACUAAAAGUAGGCCUGGCCCCUAUACACUUCUGAAUACCAGCAGUAUUACAAGGACUAGACCUUACGACAGGACUAAUCAUAGCCACCUGACAAAAACUAGCACCAUUCGCACUACUAAUCCAAAUUGCCCCAUUUUCACCCCCAGCUUUACUAACUACCCUAGGCCUAUUAUCAACCCUUGUAGGAGGAUGAGGGGGACUAAACCAAACCCAACUACGAAAAAUUUUAGCUUACUCAUCAAUUGCACACCUAGGAUGAAUAAUUGUUAUCCUACAAUUUAUACCCCAACUCACCCUACUAACACUAGGCAUUUACAUUGCCAUAACAAGCGCAACCUUCCUGACAUUCAAAUUUAUAUCAACAACAAAAAUCAAUACAUUAGCAUUAGCCUGAACCAAAACGCCAACCAUCACAACAACAGCAGCCCUAAUUCUCCUAUCACUAGGGGGUCUCCCCCCUAUGACCGGAUUCAUACCAAAAUGAUUGAUCCUACAAGAAAUGACAAAACAAGGCCUCCCCCUAACCGCAACCAUCCUUGCCCUUAGCGCCCUCCUAAGCCUAUAUUUUUACCUGCGCCUCUGCUAUGCAAUAACCUUAACAAUUUCACCUAAUACAAACAAUGCCACAACCCCCUGACGCUUGCCAAACACCCAAACAAGCCUUCCCCUAGCUAUUCUCACAACUGCAGCCCUCACAUUACUUCCCCUCACCCCAGCAACCCAGGCACUAAUCCACUA